AUGCUGGAUGGACACCUACUCCUGGGAUGGUUGUCGUUCACGCUCAUAGUGGCCUGCCUACCCGCCCCGACCGCAGCCUAUUUCGGGUUGACCGGUAAUGAGCCGCUGUCGGUGCUGCCGCUGAACGCGCUGCCUGAGGAGGUGACCGGCAGAGCUCACUACAAACUGUGCGACCGGCUCAAACUGGAGAAGAAGCAGCGCAGGAUGUGCCGACGGGACCCGGGUGUCGCUGAGACCCUACGAGACGCCAUCACCCUGAGCGCCCUCGAGUGCCAGUACCAGUUCAGAUUCGAGAGGUGGAACUGCACCUUGGAGGGGCGCCACCGAGGCAACAUUCUCAAGAGAGGGUUCAAAGAGACAGCCUUCCUUUACGCCAUCUCCUCGGCGGGGCUGACCCAUGCGCUGGCCAAAGCGUGCAGUGCAGGCCGCAUGGAGCGCUGCACGUGUGACGAGGCCCCGCACCUGGAGAACCGCAAGGCCUGGCAGUGGGGAGGCUGCGGGGACAACCUCAAGUACGCCAACAAGUUUGUCAAGGACUUCCUGGGCAAACGCUCCAACAAGGACCUGCGAGCCCGCGUGGACAUGCACAACACCAACGUGGGCAUGAAGGUGAUCAAGGCUGGAGUGGAGACCACGUGUAAGUGCCACGGUGUGUCGGGCUCGUGCACAGUGCAGACCUGCUGGAGGCAGCUCAUGCCGUUCCAUGAGGUGGGCAAGCAGCUGAAGCAGCGCUACGAAGCGUCUGUGAAGGUGGGCAGUUCCACCAACGAGGCAACCGGAGAAGGGGAGAUCUCUACAGGACGUAGCCAGCCGCCUCAGCCCCUGCCUGGGCCCAACGACCACAUCCCCCGGACUAUGGACCUACUCCACAUCGAGGACUCUCCCAGCUUCUGCAGAGCCAGCAAGUACUCAUCAGGAACCGCAGGCCGCAAGUGCUACAAGGACAAAAACUGUGACGCCAUCUGCUGCGGCCGGGGCCACAACACCCAGAGCCGAGAGGUGACGCGGCCCUGCCAGUGCCAGGUCCGCUGGUGCUGCUAUGUGGAGUGCAAACAGUGCACGCAAAGAGAGGAGGUGUACACCUGCAAGGGCUGA
Knipowitschia caucasica is the source of this 1095-nucleotide messenger RNA. Lineage: Eukaryota; Metazoa; Chordata; Actinopteri; Gobiiformes; Gobiidae. The record is from the annotation of a GenBank genome assembly.